Mixia osmundae IAM 14324 is the source of this 1923-nucleotide messenger RNA. RefSeq lists its product as uncharacterized. The record is from RefSeq and is a predicted model, not a curated record. Gene Ontology annotation, molecular function: sucrose:proton symporter activity. The transcript has 5 exons. NCBI's taxonomy places the organism in Eukaryota, Fungi, Basidiomycota, Mixiomycetes, Mixiales, Mixiaceae. Gene Ontology annotation, cellular component: membrane. Gene Ontology annotation, biological process: transmembrane transport. Bases 1 to 1923 code for a protein of 640 amino acids.
AUGAACAGCGCGAGCGAGGCCGUCCCGAUGCUUUCGGCGCCAGCACAACAUGAUGAGGAAGCACCGGGACAGCCGACAUGGCUCGGCCAGGCCAAGAUCAGAGGAGCCUACAGUUGGCUUCGGUACUGUCUACUGACGGUAUCCAUGCUCGGCCUGCAGCUCAUCUGGUCUACCGAGAUGGCAUUCGCUUCGCCCUUUUUGGUUUCGCUGGGCAUGUCAAAGUCACUCAUGUCGCUCGUCUUCCUCGCUGGCCCCCUGUCUGGCUUGAUCAUGCAACCUCUCAUCGGCUCAGUAGCCGAUCGAUGCAAACUCAGACUCGGUAGACGACGACCUUUCAUGCUCGGCGGCAGUCUCGUGUGCGCGUUUGCCUUGCUUAUGCUGGGCUUUGCAAAGCAAAUUGCAGGCUGGUCGACCUCAGAGGGCUCAAGAGCAAACGCGACCUUGUCUAUCUGCAUCGCCGUCUUUGCAAUCUACUUGGUCGACUUUAGCAUCAACGCGGUACAGGCCAGUGACCGCGCGCUCGUCGUGGAUACACUGCCCGCGCAACACCAGCAAGAAGCCAAUGUCUACGCGGCUGCCAUGUUUGGUGUCGGCGCUGUCAUUGGCUUCUUUGUCGGUAACAUCGAUCUGGUCAAACUGUUGCCCCUUUUCGGCUCGUCUCAGCUACAGAUCUUGUCCAUUCUGGCUAGCUUCUUCCUCAUCGUCGCUCAUUGCAUCACGGCAUUCGCGGUCAGCGAGCGCGUCUUGCUACAGGAUGCGCCGGGUACCCAGACUGGCUUUCUACAUAUGUUCAAGACGAUCUACACCACAUUUUGGAUGAUGCCCAAUGUCAUUCGCAAGAUUUGCUUCAUACAACUCGCAUCCUGGGUUGGCUGGUUCCCGAUACUGUUCUUCGCGUCCCUUUACGUCGGAGAGAUAUACGAUCGAAAGCACACGACGACAGUCUCUGACCCGAGAGAAGUCUCGCAAGCUGCCGAGCGAGCGGGCAGUCGUGCAAUGCUCUGGCACGCAAUCAUCGCCCUGGCCACAUCGAUCAUCAUGCCAUAUUUUGUACGACCUUCCAUGGGUCCUUCGCGUGUCGAGCUCCUGAGUCAAUGGACACCACCACAAGAUUCAUCACUUGUCAGCCAUCUGAUAAGGACAGCAAAGGCAUUUAGCUCGAGAUUGCCAACUCUGCCGUUACCUUGGCUUACUUUGACAGUGACAUGGUUUAUAUCACAGAUUGUCUUCACCCUGCUGAUGCUUGCGACAUUCGUAGUCGACUCAGUCUUUGGCGCGAGCACAAUCAUCGCUUUGACAGGCUUCUGCUUCGCUAUCACCAACUGGUGUCCCGUCACGCUUAUCUCGCAAGCAAUUCUGCAUGACACGUCCAACGUGACAGAUAUGCAGCCGCCUGCAACGCCCGGCAUGGAGAACUUUGCUCUACUCCAGCCUAGAGAGCGCUCGCAUUCGCUACACUCGGCAAUGUCUCAGCAAAGCAAUGGACUAUCUGCACCUCUUGCCACACCGGACGGCAAGACUUCGCCGACGUCAGGCUAUACGCCUACGCCGCAAGCGAGAGUCUUGACGAUUCAUCACGAUGACUCGCUCGAUUUCGAUGAAGAUGCCACUCGUCUUAGAGCAGAGAUUGCUAUGCGCACAUUUGCCCUCAAGAAAGACAAUAACGCUUCACAGUCAAGCUCGUCUACGGCCGCCCAGGCGGGCGUGAUCCUCGGGAUUCACAACAUUUUCAUCGUCAUUCCACAACUGCUCGUGUCCUUCUUGUCGUCGUUGAUCUUCGCGUUUUUGACGCCGCAAGCAUCGGGCGAGACCGACAUUGCUCCCCAGGCAUCUUGGAAUGGCGUCGCGGUCAUCUUCAGACUGGGCGGAUUGUCGGCCGCUGUGGCCGCGUACAUGACAUGGAGACUGAGCAAGACUAUCUAG